AUGGGCAGAGUUGCGAAGUGUUACUAUUGUCGGAGGGACAAAAAAAAGUGCACCUGGUCGCGUAUAGAAGCCACUACCACAUCUCAGCCAACAACCUCUGAAAGGUGCGAUUGGUGCAUAAAAUUCCGUUUUCAAUGCUCGAAACGUCAUUUCGCAAAUGAGGUCCAAAAUCCAAAUGAUAUUCCAAGUUCAUCAGUUCCAAAGGUGACAAUUAGACCCACCAUAGAGAUCGUCCGGGAUAUCGACUGCGUCUUCUACUUGCUCGGCGGAAUACUUGAUUAUGAGAAUCGCCCCGUCGAGGUUACAGCCAUCUCUCACGGCAGCCUGGAGUAUACGUAUAUUCCUGCAUCUCACAACUCUGAGACUGCUGUUAUCCCGCCUCAAUGGGCCCAAGGAACAGACCUCCCACCAUACCAGAAACCUGAAAAUACCGACAUUCUCUACCAAAACUUUGCAAUAUUCAACCAAGUUCGAAGCUACUGCAAAGAAAACCUCGAGGUCGAGCUGGAGAGACUCUUAAAAGAAGCAGAUACCGCAGUCGAUUACUUAACUAGAAAGAGUAAAAUUUACGAUGCUGCGGUAUUGGUCAACUUGAUGAUGACACCAGCAAGCUCCUACACUACAAAGUCAAUCAAGGAACGGCAUCUUGAUCGCCUGCGCAUGAAGUCUCCAUACAUAGAAAUUCUCAUAGAGAACGAAAAGAAUCGAGGCCAACUUUUAUAUUGUGUCAAAUCUGCAACAAUACCCUUGGCCGACUAUCCAGCGAUACCGAUUCAGUGCAAGGAUAUCCAAAACGCUCAAAAAGUACUCCAGAAAUUCAUACAAGAACGCCUUCUCGGCACUCUCCCGCAGAAUGAGGGCAAAUCGGAGAACCACAGCUCAACAGUCUACCACAAAAUAGAUCCCCUGGAGCAUCGUACUUUGUUCCGGUUAGAUAGGGAUAAAGCAGAGCUAGAGGGCUGGCCCCUCCAGUUCACCGGCAUCACGACUAUGGCAAUGAAACGGAAUUUACUUGGAGAAACGGGACUUCACUUAGCCAAGAAGUAUGGCUUAAAGAAUCUAGAGCUAAAAAUCAGCAGCGAUAUCUAUCAUAGUAUAAAUUCCGAUGAGAUCACAACGGACUUUCGAGGCUGUGGUAUCACCCUAGCCACAGUUCUUGCCGGCCGUUGGGACGAAUACAUUUCGGAUCUUGAGCGUCAGGCCGAAGCUCUAACGGUCCGUGGAUUCUUUUCACAGGCAGAAGUUCCCGGACUCGAGAAAAUACAGAAGGCUUUUCCGGAUCUUCAUUCAAACCAUUGGUCAUACCUAGAUUCAUACCAGUUAGCGACAUUGAUGGGAAACUUGGAUUUUAUACGGCAAGUCGAGGCCUCUGCACCAGAGUUUUUUUCUCAAACGUAUAAUAGACACCAUAAAAACGAGGACAACAGCGUCUACGGAUACCUAAGUGGAAUCUUUCCUGAACUCACGCUCGGAGAAUACCACCCAGUAAUCCUAUCAGCAUUAGCGGGGUACACCGAAAUCACUCGAUACCAUCUGGGAAAGAACCCGGAACUAUCCAAAUUACAAACAAACUCCUGGGGCGGGAAACUCGGCGCAUUGUUUCUUAUCGCUUUCAAAAGAGGUGAUCUAGAACUCCUAGAUUUAUUAAACGAGGUAGCUCCUUUCGAAUUAAACAGCGGCGAACGGGUCGUUCUAUCCCGACAGGCUGCUGAGCUCGCAGCACCGAUUGUAUUCCAAACCUGGGCGAAUUUGGCUUGGUUCGACUUGGGCGGAUUUACUUGGGGCGCGGAUUCUGUGCGCUGCGAAUGGUGGAGGGCGAUCCUCGAAUCUCUUUACAGUCGAUACGAGGGGACACAGGGGACUGAGGAUCGGGAUAUACAGAAUGAAAAGGCAUGUUUCGUAGACGUCAUAUGGGGGCUGGAGCAGAGCAUGUACCUUGCACGAUGUGGUUGUCCAAGUUGUGAAGAACAUUACCUGAAAGCUCAUCGAGUACUUAGUAGUUCUUUUGAUCAGAAUUAG
Orbilia oligospora ATCC 24927 is the source of this 2019-nucleotide messenger RNA. RefSeq lists its product as uncharacterized. The record is from RefSeq and is a predicted model, not a curated record. The transcript is spliced from 3 exons. Bases 1 to 2019 code for a protein of 672 amino acids. Lineage: Eukaryota; Fungi; Ascomycota; Orbiliomycetes; Orbiliales; Orbiliaceae.